AUGCACCUUUGUUUAUCCUUACUUCCAGAGGAUUCUGGCUUCCUGGAAGGAGAUGAGGAUGAAGACACAAACACCAUCUCUCAAGAUGACAUAGCAGAUGCAGUUGACAUCACUUCUGGGUCAAAGUACUUCAGCUUGCAUCUUUCCCAGUUUGGCCCAUAUAGGCUUGACUACAGCAGAACAGGACGGCAUCUACUAGUGGGUGGAAAGAAAGGUCAUGUGGCCUGCAUCGGCUGGCAAACCAAAGACCUCAUGUGUGAGAUGAAUGUCAUGGAAACGGUGAAUGAUGUCAAGUGGCUUCAUACAGAGGCCAUGUUUGCUGUGGCACAGAAGAGAUGGCUCUAUAUCUAUGACUCUAAAGGUGUGGAGCUCCACUGUGUGAAGAAGUUCAAUGAUGUCUUAAGAAUGCAGUUUCUGCCCUACCACUUCCUACUCGCCACAGCGAGUGCCACAGGGUUUCUGCAAUAUCUGGAUGUAUCGGUUGGUAAAGAGGUCGCAGCCAUCUGCACAAAAAUGGGACGGCUAGACGUGAUGGCACAGAAUCCCCAUAAUGCAGUAAUUCACCUGGGCCACCCAAAUGGCACCAUUAGUCUGUGGUCGCCCAACCAGAAAGAGCCACUUGUAAAGAUGUUGUGUCAUCGGGGCGCUGUUCGUUCCUUAACAGUGGAUAAAACUGGCACGUACAUGGUGACGUCAGGUCUGGACAGGAAGCUAAAGGUGUAUGAUAUCAGAGCUUUUAAACCUCUUCACUCCUGUUUCCUCCCUGCUGGAGCCUCUUGCUUAUCUCUAAGCCAGAGAGGACUACUCAGUGCUGCUACUGGAGAUAUUGUACAGGUUUUUCAGAACAUUUUGGGAAGCAGUCCUGUAUCCAAACCCUACAUGGCUCACCACCUUCGAGGGCAAAUUUGGGGUCUUGCGUACUGCCCCUUCGAAGAUGUUCUGGGAAUUGGACAUGGAGAGGGCUUCACCAGCAUGAUUGUACCAGGUGCAGGGGAACCCAAUUUUGAUGCUCUUGAUACAAACCCGUACCGCAGCUAUGAACAGAGACAGGAGUGGGAGGUCAAGGCUCUGCUAGAGAAGGUGCAGCCUGAGCUGAUUGGUUUGCACCCAGAACAGCUGAGUAAAGUAGACCAGACCAGCUUUGAGCAGAGGCACAAGGAACAAGUUGAAGCAUUGGGCUUUGAUCCAUUGGCAAAAGACAAAUUUAAACCAAAGACAAAGAAGAAAGGAAGAAGCUCGGCUGGUGCCAUAGAGAAAAGAAAGAGAAAAGUCGCCCAUGAGGAUCAGAGGGACGAAAUUCGGCAAUCCGUACAAGAACGAACAGAAAGAGAGAAAGAGCUGAAAGAGAAAUCCAAUGAAAAGAAGUUGGGAAAUAAGUCAACACUUGACCGUUUUAGAAAGUGAAGAUCCCUGACUGCUGUGAACCUAUCCUAGAGGACUAAUCCAAGCAGAAGAGACUAUUCAUGCAUGCUAAUCUGUUGCAAAUGUAAGAUUGCUGUUGUACAUGACAUUUUUUUUUCAAAACCUCUGGAUGUAAUUUCCUUGUUCCUUGAAAUCUUUUAGCUUGUUUAAUAAAAUACGUAUAAAAACUACAAAA
Molecule: messenger RNA, 1597 nt
Organism: Sinocyclocheilus grahami
Lineage: Eukaryota; Metazoa; Chordata; Actinopteri; Cypriniformes; Cyprinidae
Gene: wdr46
Product: WD repeat domain 46
Exons: 12
Coding region: 1-1404 (467 amino acids)
Biological process (GO): maturation of SSU-rRNA from tricistronic rRNA transcript (SSU-rRNA, 5.8S rRNA, LSU-rRNA)
Cellular component (GO): nucleolus; small-subunit processome; 90S preribosome
Molecular function (GO): protein binding
Source: RefSeq, a predicted model, not a curated record